Molecule: messenger RNA, 4040 nt
Organism: Zerene cesonia (dogface butterfly)
Lineage: Eukaryota; Metazoa; Arthropoda; Insecta; Lepidoptera; Pieridae
Product: WD repeat-containing protein 48 homolog
Exons: 4
Coding region: 91-2028 (645 amino acids)
Biological process (GO): double-strand break repair via homologous recombination; protein deubiquitination
Molecular function (GO): ubiquitin binding
Source: RefSeq, a predicted model, not a curated record
UCAUUUGACAGUCGACAGUCAAUGGUGUUUAAUCUUGUAUUACCAUAAAUUUGCAAAAUAUAAUUGAAUUAAAGUUUAAAAUGACGGAAAAUGGGCUCGAUAAUGCGUAAAAAAACUCAGGUGUCAUUCGUAAUCCGAGACGAGGAAGAGAGGAGACACAAAAACGGUGUGAGUUCACUACAACUGGAUCCGAUUCAGGGCAGACUUUAUUCUGCCGGUCGAGAUGGAAUUAUUAGGGUAUGGCAUACGGGUAGUGGGACCCAAGACAGAUACAUCCAGAGCAUGGAACAUCACACUGAUUGGGUAAACGAUAUAGUACUAUGCUGCGGCGGAAAAAAUCUAAUUAGUGCGUCCUCCGACACAACUGUGAAAGUAUGGAAUGCCCCGAAAGGAUUCUGCAUGUCCACUCUAAGGACUCAUAAAGACUACGUACGAACUUUAGCGUAUGCUAAAGAUAAAGAACAAGUCGCUAGUGCCGGUUUAGAUCGAGCAAUAUUUCUAUGGGAUGUAAAUACAUUGACUGCUCUCACAGCUAGCAAUAAUACUGUAACUACGUCUAGUCUAGUUGGAAACAAGGAAUCAAUUUAUAGCCUGGCCAUGAACCCUCCGGGGACCAUUCUCGUUAGUGGUUCUACUGAAAAAGUUCUAAGGGUAUGGGAUCCACGAAAUUGCUCCCGUUUAAUGAAAUUAAAGGGACACGCCGAUAAUGUCAAAGCUCUCGUUGUUAGCAGGGAUGGUACACAGUGCGUUUCGGGUAGCUCCGAUGGAACCAUAAAAUUGUGGUCAUUAUCACAACAGCGAUGUGUUUCUACAAUCAGAGUGCACUCUGAGGCAGUCUGGGCACUAUUAGCCACGGAAACUUUUAGUCAUAUCAUUUCUGGUGGCAGAGAUCGCCUUAUUAUCAUAACGGAACUACGAAACCCUGAUAAUUUCAUGAUAGUCUGUGAAGAGACUGCUCCAAUACUUAAAUUAUGUUUUACUGCUGACCAGCAAGGAGUGUGGGUUUCUACGUCUGAUUCUGACAUACGCUGCUGGAAAUUGCCACCACUAACUGCCCUCAGUACAGAGUACAGCCAAAACAACUAUAACACAAGCAAUGUAUAUCAAACACAGCCAAUACAUCACAUACCAGGUGGCCGAGCAAUAAAACACUACACAGUAUUAAACGACAAGCGACAUAUACUAACAAAGGACACGACGAAUAAUGUCGUUCUUUAUGACGUGUUGAAGGCGAGUAAAGUCGAAGAUUUGGGCGAAAUAGAUUACGACGAAGAAUUGAAGAAGCAUUUCAAAAUGGUUUACGUACCAAAUUGGUUUAACGUCGAUUUAAAAACUGGAAUGUUGACUAUACAUUUAGGGCAGGAUGAAACUGAUUGUUUUAGUGCGUGGGUCAGUGCGAAAGAAGCUGGACUGACAACGGAGAACGAUCAGAAGGUUAAUUUUGGCGCGUUGUUGUUACAAGCCUUGCUAGAAUACUGGAACCAUCCGAAUAGAGUAAAUGAAGCUGGUCAGAAGGUGUUCGGCAAUAAUUUCUUCUCUGUGCCCUUACAUACUCCUCUUAUCUUUAGUGAAGUGGGCGGAAGAACUUUGUAUAGAUUGCAGGUUGGAGAUGCUGGUGGUGAAACGGAAGGCAAUAUCUUAUUGGAAACUGUUCCAUCUUGGGUGGUCGAUGUGGCGAUUGAAAUGGCAGCGCCCAAGUUGAACAAAUUACCAUUCUAUUUGCUCCCACACUCUAGCUGUCAGAGCAAACAGGAUAGACAGAAAAAGGAUCGCCUCGUGGCCAACGAUUUCAUACAAUGCCGCAAAGUUGCCGAACAUGUGGUAGAAAAGAUCAUCGGUGGCGGCGAUGUGAACGGCGCAAGCGCAGCAAAGAGCGAGGAUAGCAACACCGAAGCGCCCGAGGAGAAGGUGGAACUGCUGUGCUGCGAUCAGGUUCUAGAUCCCAACAUGGACCUGCGGACAGUGAGGCACUUUAUAUGGAAGUCGAAUGUGGAGUUCACACUACACUAUCGGAUAAUAAAACAAUGAUCGACAUUUUUUAUUAAAGGACACUUUAAAACGUGCUGCUCUAUCUACAGGUUAUUCCAAUGAAGUGUGUUUAUUGUGAAAAAUAUCGACAUGUGAUAUUGUCUAUAGUGCAUCACUUUUUUGAAAUUUCUGUGCUUAUGACGUUUCUGAGAAUGUUAUUAUUAUUGUUAGGGUGAAGUUACGAUUCAACACAUGUACAAAAUGUCAGAUAUAUGUAUUUGAAUAUAACAUUUCCAUUGUAGUACAGAAAAAAUUAAAGUACCGAGAAGAUAUUUUAAAUUUCGAACAAAUAUGUAUCUAGAAAUUUGGAUAACGGAUCUUAAUUUCAUGGUAAUAAUAAUUAAUGUCUAAUUGUUUAAAACAAGCUGUGCGCCGCGUUAUCAUCCAUGUCGUGAACUAUCCAACACUGAAAGGAUUUUUAGAAUAUGACCAAUCAUUCUUGAAAGAAGCGCGUACAAACAAACAAACUCAUCAGCUUUAUAGCGUAUUAUUAUAUAGAUAACGAACAUUCGACAAAUUAUUAAGAUCAAAAACAUUUUAAAUUUGUAUUAACUAUCAAUGUUUAUAUGAAAUCUCUUAAUACCUUAAAUGGAUUUAUAAAAUUAAUAACAAAUCGCUUGAUUAAUUUUAAUUCCAAUGACUGAUCUUAAAAAAAUACAGAGUAAUAAUGAGUAUGCAUUAAACAAGUAGACAUAUUUUUUAAUGUUUAAAAUAUGUAUAGAUUUCAAUAGUAAAAAUAAAAGGAUAUAAAAAAUUUCCCACACACACAUUUUAAUAAUAAUGAAAGUUAUAAAAAACACUAAAUAGUAUUAUAGCGUCUACAAAAAAUAUAAAUUUCGCUUCCUCAAGAUACUAUCUCUGAUGGACAAAGAAAUAAACGUUAAAUGUGAAUAUUAUAUUGCCCUUAGGUUCACACUUAGAGAUGUUCUAGUAGUUUCGAUAAACAUAGAUUUUGUUCAAGGAAUUCCUUUAAAAUGUAUGUCUUAUACGUGAAUUUCCUCAAUAUACUUUAUAUUAUUUUUUAACAUCAAUUCGGUUUUCAAAACUUACAAUAAAAAAGUAAAUAAGUGAAAUUAUCCAAUGCAUUUCUUCUUAAUGUGACCAGAUGUAACAAAGGCAGUUAAAUAUAUGCAAAAAAUGUCAUGUCUUGAACAAGAGAGGUGUGCAUAUUGUUGUAAACCAGUUAAAACUGAUAUGUGAAGAUGUUAUUUGUCUUGCCUCUAUGUUAUCUCGUUAUGUGUAUACGUAAACAAUACUUAUCUUAGGAAAUAAGUGCAAAAAUAUGUCGGUAAUGUUUGUAUAAAGAACUGCUUGGCGCGGAAUUCCAUUUAAAGUAUUAGUACUGAAUUGUUAAGAAAUAAUUAAUGUCUGCCUACGAACUGAACGCAAUGUUGCCAGCAUCUAGGUGAAUGUGGUUUAUUAGAGACUUGUUGAUAUUUUGAAAUUUUUAAUGAAUUUGAUGGUUUUUGAUAUAUUUGUUUAAAGAAUAAAACAAUGUUGUAAAUAACAAUAGUGAUUAUUUUAAAAUUAAUGAUUGAAUUAGCAUAGAAAUUCUUUCCUUAAAAAUUGAUUAUAGUAUAAUUGAUAUUAAUUAUAUUAUAAUCUCGAAGUGUGAUCAAAAAUAGCUUUUUAACAAUUUUUAUAAAAUAACCACAUCCAUUUAGAUUUAAUACCGUUAAGACAUAAAAAAAUAAUCUUGUCAAUAGCUUAUAUUUAAUGUCAGUUUUCAUGCGUAAAAGGAAAAGUGUAAAGUUCGUAAUAAUAUUUGUGAAUACAGGCGUUAAUGUCCAGCUUUAGAUGUGAUAUGAGAUUCUUGUUAUUUAUGGCGCGGGAUUAGCCUCAUGUAUCUAGCUUUAAAUAUGGUACGAGAGUUGUGUUUUUGAUUAAUUGAAAUUGUAUAUUGUGGCAACUGUAGGGUGACGCCAGUCUAAAAGCGCCAUCUGUUUCUACUAUUCCAAUAUUUGUGAAUGUCUAAAUUGAAUAUUGCAAAUAAAUGAAUUUAUGAAAUUUGA